ACGGUCGAGGCGGUCUCUGCGACGCCUGCGCACAAGGCCGCCAGCCAUGGGAACUCCAGGGAACGUCCGGCAGCUCCCCCUCCCAGGGCGGGGGCAGCGGCUGGGCGCCAGCGCGGGCAGUGCCGCGAGACCUCGCCGGGCACGUGACGCCUGCGGGACGCCCGGCCCGGGACAGGGGCGGCCCUGGGCUCUCCCGCGGCGGCGCCGCCAUGCUGCGCGCCCUGCUGCGGCGCUGGGCGUCCUACAGAUACCGCUUCGUGCCCUGGAUCGCGCUCCACCUCCGCCGCGAGCGCAGAUCCCAUCUGCUCUGUCAUCCCCGCAGGCACGCGGCGCUAUCCGCACCAGAGCGGGAUUCGUUGCUCCGAGGCGGCGCCGCCGGACCAUCCGAUACGUACCAGAAAAGUGCAAAGACAAAAUUAUCUCUGAUGAAGAUGUCCUUGAAACACUGCUGAAAAUCUUUAAAGCUCUGUUCAUAAAUGACUUUGGUAGACAAAUGGACUUCUUUGCCUUGCUUCCAGAAGUUAAAUCCAAAUAUCUGGAAUUACUGACUAUUCAGUUUAAGAGAUCAAAAACAACUGGUUACAACCAUCAAAGUCAAAAUAUCUUUAAUCCAGAAGAAGUUCUGUUUAAUACAUUAGGGUUCAGUAUUACUCGAGAUCGGAGUUCACUGAUUUCAGCUGGAACAGGAGUCUUUGUUACCAAAGGUUUUGUGCCAAAAGGGACAGUUGUAUCUAUGUAUCCUGGUACAGUAUAUCAAAAGUAUGAGCCAAUUUUUUUCCAGUCCAUUGGCAAUCCAUUUAUUUUUAGAUGCAUAGAUGGUGUACUUAUUGAUGGGAAUGAUAAAGGAAUAUCAAAAGCAGUGUACAGAUCAUGCAGCAAGAGAGAUCAAAUUGGUCCUUUUCAAAUGAGCGACAUCACUUGGCUCACACCUGUUGUGCAAAAUCCACUGGCGGUAGGGCAGUAUGUUAACAACUGUUCACACAACAAGGCAGCCAAUGUCUGUUAUCAGGAGUUUGAUGUGCCUGAAUAUUUUCCAAUAGAACUGAAACAGUAUCUUCCAAACAUCACCUACAGCCAUGACAUACCUAUCCCCUUGAGGUGUGUGGUUCUUGUCUCUCUGAGAGAGAUUAAACAAGGAGAAGAGCUUUUUUCUAAUUACUACACCAUUGUCAACUGAAUCAAUGAAACCAUGGAUUAAAGAAUUCUUUGUCAUUAAGAUACUUACUGUGUGUACACUUGGCACCUCCUGUGCAUCUCUGUGUAAUGGAGAGCUGUGCUUUCCAAUUAAAAAUGGGCUACAAAGCUAUAUUUUCAUGUAAAUAUUCAAUUUUGAUAAGUUGCGGAGGUUUGCAGCUGUUAGCGUCUGUAAACUUAAUGAUGUAAAUGCUACUGCAAGUUUAAUUGACUUUCAGCUAACUGCACAAUAGCUCAUGAAAUUAAAAUCUAGUUUCUGAAUAUGC
Dermochelys coriacea (leatherback sea turtle) is the source of this 1460-nucleotide messenger RNA. It is a transcript of the gene SETD9, whose product is annotated as SET domain containing 9. Gene Ontology annotation, molecular function: protein binding. The transcript has 7 exons. The record is from RefSeq and is a predicted model, not a curated record. The coding region runs from base 47 to 1177 and encodes 376 amino acids. Lineage: Eukaryota; Metazoa; Chordata; Testudines; Dermochelyidae.